GCUUGUACAUUGUGGCUGCAUGCAACAGAGUCAAGAGUUGGUCUCCAAGUUGGAAGAAGUCCACUCAGUGUUUCAUACAAAUUUAUCAAUUCACCUACGGUGUAUAUUUUUGUGCAGGAAGACCCAGCAAUUUUCAAGGAAACCAUGUUUAUGUUGAAGAUCUCUGCCUUUCUUGUUGCUUAUGCCCUGGUUAUUUGCCAGAUGUACAGCUCCCAAGCAGCUCCUGCCAGACCUGGUUUAGAGUCUCUGACAGAACGGGUCACGCUGACAGACUAUGAAGCGCGGCGGUUACUAAACGCCAUUGUCAAUGAGUUUGUGCAGAUGACAGCAGAGGAGCUGGAACAGCAAGUGAAUGAAGGAAAUAGCAGCGUUACAGCACAGAAGCGAGCGUGCAACACUGCCACCUGCGUGACUCACCGCCUGGCGGACUUCCUGAGCAGGUCGGGGGGCAUCACCAGCAGCAGUUUUGUCCCCACCAACGUGGGUGCCCAUGCGUUCGGCCGACGGAGGAGACACAUCCAGAUGUGAACAUUCCACCAGCCUUCAGGGAAAGGAGGUUGACCCUUCUCAACAAGAUGACAUCAUGUCCAAUCUAGGCAGAAAAAAAAAAUAUGACAGCCACCACAUUCAUCCUCCCCGUCAACAGAAGAGCGGCUCCCAGGCCAUGACAUGACUCUCAUAUGCUCUCUUGAUGUUAUAACCCUCCCAUUUUGCUUUUGGCAAUCAUGCAAAAAGACGAGAAAAAAAACAUUACUUUUGCUAUGUACAUCAGACGACUAGCCCCACCGCCCUUCAAAACAAUGGAGGAAAAUAUAUCUUAUUUUUUGAUAUGACAUUGAUUUUCAAUAAAAUAGAAAAGCAGUGUUUAUUUCCUUUCUUCGGCAUAGAGUACUUAUGUAUCAUACCCCCACCCCCCACCCCUCUCUCCAUGUCCCAGCAGUGCUGCCAUACCUCGGGGACAACAUUAAAGUUCAGCCUAUCCAAGGCUCCCUCUCGAUGGCUGUGUCUUGUGCCUUGAUGUAAAACAUUUACAUGACAUGAUUGUACAGUCUGUUCCUGUACUUUGAAGACAGAAGACGAGACAUUCAUGAUAUUAAUAUUGUAAUGACUGUGAAUUUCAGCAAGAUUAAAACGUAUUUUAGAUACA
Alosa alosa (allis shad) is the source of this 1147-nucleotide messenger RNA. Its product is annotated as calcitonin gene-related peptide-like. The transcript is spliced from 5 exons. Bases 145 to 528 code for a protein of 127 amino acids. Gene Ontology annotation, molecular function: hormone activity; calcitonin receptor binding. NCBI's taxonomy places the organism in Eukaryota, Metazoa, Chordata, Actinopteri, Clupeiformes, Clupeidae. The record is from RefSeq and is a predicted model, not a curated record. Gene Ontology annotation, cellular component: extracellular region.